AUGAAAUCCCUGAGGUCCUAUUCUCCAUGCUCUUGCCAGGAUCUGGAUCACUUCCAGUAUAGAAAACCUAUAAUGGAAGAAAUUAGUCAAGGCUCACUGGAUGACAUUUCUCAAACUAAGGAAAUUCUGAGAUUGGAACAGGCAAAAAAGAAUCUUGACAACCUGAAUCUGGGUCUUGAAAAGGAUAUGCUGAACCUAGAUGAGGCAAACCAGGACCUUCUUGUGCAAAUCAGAGAGAAAGAACUACAGAUUCAAAGUCUAGAAAAAGAGAUCACCAAGUCAAUAGGCCUAGUCGGGGAAAGAGAUGAAUUUAACCGCACAGCAUAUGAGAAGGAGGAAGCACUGAAAAGCCUGGAAUUGGAGACUGCAAAAUUGGAAAAGAGUAAUGAGAUACUGGCUAAGAAUGUGAAUGAGCUACGGAUGAAGCUUUCCAGGAAACUACGAGAGAAUUCAAAAGAAGUUGAAAAAGAAGACCUAAAACAGAUGUUGGAAGAAUCAAAGGUGAAAUUACAAAAGAUCAUAGCCUCCUAUGCAGAACAGGAAAAAGAACUGGCUAAGGUAAUAUCUGAAUACCAAUCUGUGGACCAACUCUGUAAAGAUCAGGCUUACUACAUAAAGAAAUACCAGGAAAUUCUGAGGCUGAUGGAAAAGGAUAGAGAGAUACUGCUCCUUGAAACAGAAGUAACCAAAGCCCAGAACAUACACAAUCAAUCUGAUUUGAUUCUGGAGGAGAACUUGUUUAAAAAAGGGCAAAGACAUUUUUGGCUCAGGAUUGCCCAGUUUGUCUUCUUGAUGGUUGUAUUUCUCACCAGGAUGCUGAGUUUCGGGAUUUUGUAUCUUCAUUUUGUAAAUCCAAAUUUUGUCCUGGACAAUCUGCUCAAGAUGAUGGAUAGAAACACUUUAUGGAGACUGAGGAACUUCCUACUUCCAUCUCUCAAUCUCCACAUAGAGGACAUUUUGCCACACUAG
This is a messenger RNA of Vombatus ursinus (common wombat), 969 nucleotides long. Its product is annotated as transmembrane and coiled-coil domain-containing protein 5B-like. Bases 1 to 969 code for a protein of 322 amino acids. The record is from RefSeq and is a predicted model, not a curated record. The transcript is spliced from 13 exons. NCBI's taxonomy places the organism in Eukaryota, Metazoa, Chordata, Mammalia, Diprotodontia, Vombatidae.